UUGGCCAUGAUCACUUCUUCUUUUCUAAUCACUGCCGUAGUUUUCACCCUGAUCACCCUGCCUUUCUGUGCUCCGGACACCUUCAAAGCUGCAGUGUAUGAACAUGCAGUCAUAUUGCCAAGUGAAACAGAAAUACCUGUUUCUCAGGAUGAUGCCUUGAUCCUCAUGAACAAGAAUAUAGACAUUCUGGAGAGAGCAAUUAAGCAAGCAGCUGGUCAGGGGGCUCAAAUCAUUGUGACUCCAGAAGAUGCGCUUUAUGGAUGGAAAUUUACCAGGGAAACCAUUUUUCCUUAUCUGGAGGAUAUCCCAGACCCUAAGGUGAACUGGAUUCCAUGUCAGGAUCCCCAGAGAUUUGGUUACACUCCAGUGCAAGCAAGACUCAGCUGCCUGGCCAAGAACAACACUAUCUAUGUUGUGGCAAAUGUUGGAGACAAAAAGCUAUGCAAUCACCGUGACUCCAAGUGUCCGUCAAAUGGCUAUUAUCAAUAUAAUACUAAUGUGGUGUACAAUUCAGAGGGAAAGCUGGUGGCACGCUACCACAAGUACCAUCUCUACUCUGAGCCUCAGUUUGAUGCCCCUGCCAAGCCGGAGUUGGUGACUUUCAAGACCACAUUUGGAACAUUUGGCAUUUUCACAUGCUUUGACAUACUCUUCCACGAUCCUGCAAUUUCUUUGGUGAAAGAUCAUCAAGUGGAUACCAUACUGUUUCCCACAGCAUGGAUGAAUGUUUUGCCCUUUUUGACAGCCAUUGAAUUCCACUCGGCUUGGGCAAUGGGAAUGAGAGUUAAUCUUCUUGCAGCCAACACACAUAAGGUCGGCCAAAACAUGACAGGGAGUGGUAUCUAUGCACCACACUCUCCUAAAGUGUACCAUUAUGACAUGAAAACAGAAUCAGGAAAGAUCCUCUUUUCGGAGGUGGAUACACAUCCCCGGAUGUCCCCAGACUACCCAGCAGCUGUGAAUUGGAAUGCCUAUGCCAAGACCAUCAAACCAUUCCCAGUACAGAAAACAACUUUUGGGGGAUUUGUUUCCCGGGAUGAGUUCAACUUCACAGAACUUUUUAAAAAUUCAGGAAAUCUUACAGUCUGUCAGAAAGAGUUAUGCUGUCAUCUAAGCUACAGAAUGGUAGAAAAAAAAGAGAAUGAAUCAUACGUUCUGGGAGCUUUUACAGGACUUCACGGCCGGAGGCAAAGAGAAUACUGGCAGGUGUGUACAAUGCUGAAGUGCAAAACUGCUGAUUUGAAAACUUGUGGACAGGCAGUAGAAACUGCUGCUACAAGAUUUGAAAUGUUCUCCCUUAGUGGUACAUUUGGAACAGAGUAUGUUUUUCCUGAAGUUCUGCUUUCUGAAAUUAACCUGUCACCUGGAAAAUUUGAGGUGCUGAAAGAUGGGCGUUUGAUAAACAAGAAUGGACCUUCUGAGCCCAUCUUAACAGUGUCACUGUUUGGCAGGUGGUACACAAAGGAUGCAGUUCACAACUCAUGUCCAACCAACAAUUCAGCUGUAACUUACCUGCUGAUAUCUACAUUACUAAUGAUUUACAAAAUAUUGUAAUGAUAAAAGGAAAUCUCUGUCAUUUUAAAUGUAUUUAUCAGGUUCCCAAGUGAAACUUUGGCUAUUUAAAGUAGUAUAAAUGAAAGAUUUCUAUUUUUUUCCCAUUAAGGAUUAUUUUUAAGUAUUGUAAUUUUCUUUCUUUUCAUUGUUUCCCCCUUUUGACUGACUAUGCUAAAAUGUUGCAGUGUGGUAUAAUGGAAAGAGUAUGGAAUUUAAGGUCAGAAAAAUGAUUAUCACACUUACUAAGCUCCAACCUGUGACCCCUAGAGUGUACUUGUGUGUGAGAAAGCGUGAAGGAUCGUUUCAGGGACAUUAUAAACAUAGCCAUGUCUUUGAAUUGAAUACGUUUCCUUUGACAUUAAAGACCUUUUGAACUCACCUAGUUUUCUGUGCUAGUGAUUAGGGGGAGAAUCUGCUUCACAAUCAGAUGGUAAUGUCAACGUUCAUCAUAACAGGGAAAAGUUAUUUUGAGAUGUUUUGGAAGAAAUGAUAGCUAUUCUGCUGGAGCAGUGGUACAUUCUGAUAAUCCCAGCAACUUGGGAGGCUGAGGCAAAUUGUAAGAUUGAGGCCAGCCUUUAACGAGACCUGUCUCAAAAUAAAAAACU
Messenger RNA from Sciurus carolinensis (gray squirrel), 2159 nucleotides. RefSeq names its product vanin 2 (gene Vnn2). NCBI's taxonomy places the organism in Eukaryota, Metazoa, Chordata, Mammalia, Rodentia, Sciuridae. Bases 7 to 1554 code for a protein of 515 amino acids. The record is from RefSeq and is a predicted model, not a curated record. Gene Ontology annotation, molecular function: hydrolase activity, acting on carbon-nitrogen (but not peptide) bonds, in linear amides. The transcript has 7 exons.